CCCCCUCUGCCCCCCUCCCCUCUUGCCGUGACGACGUGUUUUUCUUUUGGUGCUUGCUCUGUUGUUUGCAAUUCGCAUGCUUUUAACAAAAAACUAUGUGACAAAAUUCUUGAAGUAUCUCCAGCGCGCAAGUUAGAGGGUCGCACGCGAAAAUAACAGGGAAUCAAGUGAUGAAAAACAGGUCUCGCCCUACCUUCAAAGGUGGAAGCCCAGCAAUGUUCACCAUGAGGGACAGUCCUACUUCCAGACGUUUGCGGGACAGUAAAGGUCUAUUUCACACUGGAAUAUUUCUUCGGCCACGUAUUGCCACAUCAUUGCAAGGGUUAAUACGCAACAAAACAAUUCAAGAUCGCGCCAAAUUUACUGUGGCCAAGUCUCAGAUACAUCCCAAUGGUCUUUGCGAGAUUGUUGUGAAGAGGCAGGAUCCAAAUGUAUCAACCAAUGCUAUCAUGGAGCUUCUUGAACGCUGCCGUAUGCUUGUUGAAGAACACAUUUUACCAGAGGCUGGGGGAAUGAAUAAUGAUUUGAAUAGCACUAUUGAUGUUUCCGAUACUGAUGAUUCCAUAUGUAUUGUCUCUCCAUCACCCAUUGGCGGAAGGAAGAUAUCAUUCAAAAGAACACUUUCAGUUAGUUCUCCCAUCAGCUCAAGAAAUGUACCUGUGAUCAAUCAACCUGGUAUAGAGCCUCUUGUCAAAAGAUCAAAUCUUAUAAUUAAUGUCAACUCCCAACCUUCAUCAUCCAUCCAAGAUCGGCGAGUACUUUUACAGUCAAAAGACUGUGCAAGUGCUCAGCAUUCACCUAACCGGAAUGUUGCUGAAAGCUCCAAAGCGUCCAUCGGUGGAGAAAACAUUGUUGUUAAGGUCCUAAAUGAUAUGCCAUCCACAUCAUCACAGUGUGAUGAUGCCAAUUCAUCUGUCAUGAUACUAGAUGUCUGUGAAGACGCAGCCCCAAGUGCUCCCACUUGGACAACUUCUCCAGGCUCAAGCUUCCCCUUGAGUAAAAUAAGUCAAAAUUUAGGUAAAAAUCUUGCCAUGGAUGUACAAGCAACAACUUCUCAAGGCUCAAGCUUUCCCUUGGCUAGCAUUAGUCAAAACCUAGGUAAAAAUCUGGCAAUGGAUGUGCAAGUAAACUCAUCUAAAACUCCAUCAAGUGUCAAAUCAGAUCAAGAAAAGAUGACUCAAAGAAGUGAUAUUUGUAGCCCUGGAGAUGAUCUGAUCCGUCGGUUUUCCGAAGUAGUGAAAGAGAACUGUAAACCAAAGGUCUUAACUUCUGUUGAACCUGUUCAAGAUUUUGGUAAUUCAACUGACCAGUCCCAUAGUAGCCCAAUUGGUGGUUUUACAAAUCUUUUGCUUAAAGAAAAAGAGAGAGAAAGUGUGACUCAUACCAAAAUUCCAAAUGUCUCAGAGCAAAAUAUUGAAGCCAAAGAGAAAGCAGGAGGAGAAUUGGUCCAAGUCAACAGAGUAGCUCAAGUAACCGAAAAAUCAGCCCCAAAUGAUGUUCAAACUACUGUGUCUAAUCAGUUGGGAACAGAAAUUGCUAAUUGCCAAGUCGGUGAAAGAGGUGCUGAUAGGGCAAGCAGCAGUGCAAGUGGUGAGCUGAGCUCUGAUGAUGACAUUAUAAUCGAAAAGGAGAUGAAGUCCAAUAAGCCUCCUUCACUGCUUAUUGAAGACAGUGAUGAUGAUGAUGACAUUGCCGUGUGUAAAGUUGUUACCGCUGCAAAGGUGGUUAAUGAACCUAUGCUCAGCAAAAAACAGAAGAAGAAGCUAAAAAAGAGACAGAAUAUGGAGAAAUUAGGAACUUCAAUAGCAUCUACAUCAUCAGGACCAGCCCCAGAGUACACACCUCUGUUUCCCCAAAGAACGAAGCCUAAAACUUCCAACCAGCCUCCAAAUUGGAACAAAGGCCCAGCAGCAUCUACAUCGUCCGGACCAGCUCCAGAUUAUAUACCGUUGUUUUCCUCUUCUCACUCAAGUAUGAGGCCUUCCAGUCAUUCAAACCGACAUCAAAAUUUGAGUAAAACCUCCAAGUUCCAGAAAAUUCAUGAUAAAAAAGAGAAGAAAGCAAAAGCUCUUAGAUCCAAUGCUGUUCAAUCAGGCAAAGUUGAUUCUUCUUCGGAGCAGAAGCAGUCUUCACCCACUGACAGUAAGGAAAAGAAGGAGUUUGGUGGCAAUAUAUUUAAUCCCAAUCCUGAAAUCCCGAAGACAGGCUUGAGACCUGUGGUUAUUGAUGCCAGUAAUGUUGCUAUCGCACAUGGCAGAGGCCCCUUCUCUGUGCGUGGUCUACAAAUAUGCAUUAAGUAUUUCACGGACAGAGGUCACAAGGUUUUUGCAUUUGCCCCCAAAUAUCGCCGUUUCCAUGUUCCCCCUGAAGAAAGAAAAGCUAUGGAUGACCUUGAAAAUCAAGGAAUCCUUAGUUUUACUCCAAGCAGGACCAUGGAAGAUGGACGUAAAGUAGCUUCAUACGAUGACAGAUACAUUGUGCAGCUUGCUGCUGAGCUUGGAGGAGUCAUUAUUUCAACUGACAAUUAUAGAGAUCUUCUCUCUGAGAAUGAAGCCUGGCGUGAGACUAUUGAACAGAGGUUGCUCAUGUUUACAUGGGUUGGAGAUAUUAUCCUUUUUCCAAAUGAUCCUCUUGGACGGAAUGGUCCCCAUCUUCAAGAUUUUCUUCGUUUCCCUGACCCAACUCCUAAAAAGUGAGAUUUAGACUUUCCUUAUCCUUAUGUUUUGUUUUUGGUGGAGACCAAGUCUACAUCAUCUCUCUUUUUCUGUUUCUUCUUCAUGAGUCUGUUCUCAAUUUGUGUUCAAGACUAUGAAUUGUAUUAGGGAGGAAUCUGAAUCAAAGAUGUGGCUGUGACUACUCCUGUUAUAGUCUACCUAUCUUGUUUUGUUUUUUUCUUUUGAGUCCUGGUGAUGUGUCUAAGACUACAAUAAUUGAUAAUUUUAUAAGCUUUGUUUUGCAUCUUUCUAAAGUACAAUAUAAGGAGGCAGUUUUAUAUUUGCCAUUAUUUCUUUAA
This is a messenger RNA of Thrips palmi, 3013 nucleotides long. Its product is annotated as NEDD4-binding protein 1-like. The record is from RefSeq and is a predicted model, not a curated record. Lineage: Eukaryota; Metazoa; Arthropoda; Insecta; Thysanoptera; Thripidae. Gene Ontology annotation, molecular function: mRNA binding; RNA endonuclease activity. Bases 171 to 2696 code for a protein of 841 amino acids. The transcript has 10 exons. Gene Ontology annotation, cellular component: nucleus; cytoplasmic ribonucleoprotein granule.